Molecule: messenger RNA, 516 nt
Organism: Oldenlandia corymbosa var. corymbosa
Lineage: Eukaryota; Viridiplantae; Streptophyta; Magnoliopsida; Gentianales; Rubiaceae
Source: the annotation of a GenBank genome assembly
AUGAAGGUGUUCGACGUUGACGGAACCUGCAUCUGCCUCGGCCUUUUCGUUGACGUCACCAACUCCAAUGAACUUCUGAGUUUGAUGCAAGCUGGAACUCUGGAACCAGAAGUAGCAUUACUCAAUGCAUUACUUAUCCCAGAUGUUUUCCCGGUUCUUGCCGCUGCACACAAGACACUUCUAGCUAAAUCACGAGAAUCUUUGACAACAAAGACUUUGCAUUCUGAGCUUGUUUACAAUUAUUCAGGCUCUAAGCAUAUUUCAGAAUCGUUUAAGAGAUGUGGCAUCUCAGAAAGCUCGACAUAUAUACUUGUGGCAUGGUUCAAUGCCUCUGUCGAUGAGGUGACUGCCAUAGGGGAACUGAUCAAGGGGAAGGAGAUUGAAUUAGAUGAGUUGGAUGGGAGGGCAGAUCACUCACAAAUACAAAAGCAUUACAAAAUAUCAAGCUUGGAGUUGGGAGUAUCUUCCCUUGCCGAUGCGAUAACAUCCAGGAUUGCUGUCCGCGAUGCAUUGUGA